GUAUCGACACACCUCUAUAUAUCCAACCUCAAAUCAUAGUCAUCAAAUACAUAUCUAGGAAGACGUUUCGUACAAAGUUGUUCUUGUGUCUUCUUUAGAUUUGCCUUGUUGUACAACCACCAGUCCACUUCCUUCACUUCCAAUACGCCCAACCUUAUAUCUGUUGGAACGUAUCCUGCGUGAUACCGCCCCAUGAUGGAUCUGUCACCUCCAUCCUUGACUCGGUCGCCGGCGUCACCAAGUACAAAUUGCUCCGGCAGCCCUGUUCUAGAUUACCCUUCGCCGGACUUUGUAGACCCCAUCUACAAAAUCACUACUAUGUACGAGCAAUCUUGCGCAUCGAUGCCUUCCCACAUGGACUCUGAGCACCAGCUCCCGCCUUUGGACGUCAUGACUUCGAACGACUGGAAUGGAGCUUCCGUGAUGCAUCACCACUCGACGUUAGCGGCGCCGAAUAUGAUGGCGUCCGAGUAUGACUCUUUUGCUCAUUACGAGCACAACAUGCAUGCGCAUUACAGUCACGAUCUAUACCCACCUCACCCGUCUCAGGCGUCAAUGCUCUCUAACCACCAUACCCCCUCGUUAUCUUCAACCGCCUCCCAUUCACCAGAACCAUCGUCGAGACAUGCCUACAGUUAUCCUCAGAGUGUCUCGCCCAUACCGCGAAUCAAGAUGGAAACACACGCUCCCAUUGACUAUUCAAGCGGGACCGAACUAACUCAGUACCCCUCACCUCGUUCUGCCCAUUUACCUCUAGAGCCCAGUAGCUAUGGCUCGACUGCCGGUAGCUCAGGCUAUCUAUCAGAUGUUCCCUCAGGAUCGUGGCCCAAGUCGGAGUAUCCGUCGCUCGAUUCCGACCCGUACUAUGGCGGACCUAGCAGUGCCGCGACGUACUCACACGACAGGCGACAGCUUCGCGUGCCGAGGACGCAGAGGAGACAGCCCCGGAAACUGACGACAAAGGAGGAGGCCAAUUUCCAAUGCGAGGUUAAGGGGUGCGGCAAGCUCUUCAGCAGGAGCUACAAUUUCAAGGCGCACAUGGAGACCCACGACGAAAAGAGAGAGUAUCCGUUCCCCUGCACGGUGCCGGACUGCAACAAGAAAUUUGUACGAAAGACGGAUCUGCAAAGACACAACCAGAGCGUUCACAUGAAGGAGAAGAACCACCGAUGUGACUACUGUGGUCGCAUGUUUGCGCGGAAAGAUACCCUUCGAAGACACAUGGAAGAUGGAUGCUCGAAGCGCUUCGACCUGGGAACCUUAGACUUGCGUGCCGAGGGCUACAACGCCUACCCGACGCCCACGAGAACACUCGGCAGCACUCCAAAUCACCUAGUAGCACCACCAGCGCAAUUACCGCCUGUGACCAUGUCCCAAGUUAGCAAUAGCAACCUCUUAGCUCCGAUGCCUUACACGAAGAGAUGAAAAAGCUCCCCCCUACCCCUUUAUUUUACUUUUUACCUACGAUGCUUGACGACGAAGACUACGACGAAGUGGAGGGAUACACGCCAUGUCUACCUCUCGAAACUACUACAUGGGAAGGCUAUUUUUUUUCUUCCGGGUUUUUUCAUUUUCUAUCUGUACGAAAUACCCUUGGGCAGGGUUGGCCUGGAUCGGUUCUCAGUGGGGAAAAAUGGGCCAUAAACGAUUUUUAUCAUUGGGAGGAUCAUCUGCUGUUUUUUUUCCCACACUUUUUGGGUCGUUGGAUAUUAACUAUCGGGGAAAGCGAUUGCUUU
Molecule: messenger RNA, 1736 nt
Organism: Hypoxylon fragiforme
Lineage: Eukaryota; Fungi; Ascomycota; Sordariomycetes; Xylariales; Hypoxylaceae
Exons: 2
Coding region: 193-1425 (410 amino acids)
Biological process (GO): regulation of transcription by RNA polymerase II
Cellular component (GO): nucleus
Molecular function (GO): RNA polymerase II cis-regulatory region sequence-specific DNA binding; DNA-binding transcription factor activity, RNA polymerase II-specific
Source: RefSeq, a predicted model, not a curated record